GCAAAGCUUUUAUAUCAGCUAAUAUUCCGCUUAACAAGUUACAAAAUACAGAGUUUCGUCAAUUCUUACAGCUAUACACACAAAAAGAUGUCCCCACUGAAUCGACACUUAGAAAGUUUUAUCUUGAUGAUUGUUACGAGGAAAUGAUGAAAAACAUAAGACAACGUGUGUUUUUAAAAAAAAUUUGGAUAUCGAUCGAUGAAACGACUGACGCUGAGGGAAGACAAAUUGCAAACGCCAUAAUAGGAACUCUAGAAGAAGAUAGAGCAGGUGAUAUAUUUUUAUUAAAUACCGACGCAUUAGAAAAAACAAACCACUCUACCGUAUGCAAAUUUUUCGACAAAUCGCUCAGUAUUUUGUGGCCUGACGGAAUCAAACACGAUGACGUGUUAUUAUUUCUAUCGGAUGCGGCGCCUUAUAUGGUUAAGUGUGGGAAAUCACUUAAUGCGUUAUAUUCAAAAAUGGUACAUGUGACGUGCGCAGCGCAUGGUCUCCAUAGGACUGCUGAAGAGGUACGUGGACAAUUUAGCACAAUCGAUAAAAUUAUAUCGAAUGUCAAAAAAUUUUUUUAAAAAAUCGCCAUCGCGUGUUCAGAUAUUCAAGACACAUGCCCCGAAUAUUCCCUUACCACCAGAGCCAGUUAUCACACGCUGGGGCACGUGGCUAAAUGCUAGCAUUUAUUACUGCGAAUAUUACAAACAAAUUUGUGAAAUUGUAGAAAUGUUAGACUCAGAAGACGCUUUAAGUAUAAAAAUAGCAAAAAAAAAUUUGGUAAAAACAUGUGUCAAAAGUAAUCUAGUAUACAUAAAAUCAAAUUUUAAAGUACUUUCAGAUUCAAUUUUAAAAUUACAAAGAAAAAAUAUGCCUUUAGCUGAAUCCUUAGAUAUUCUGGAAAAAGUUCAAGUUCAGUUACAAAUGGCUCAGGGUUAUGAUGGGCAAAAAGUGUAUAAGAAAUUUGAAACGGUUUUAAACAAAAACAGCGGAUUAAAAAUACUAAAACAGAUAUCAAAAAUAAUUGGAGGAGAAAGUGACAACAUGGAUGAUCUACAUGAAGAUCUUACCACAAAUGAUUUAAGUUUUUACAAGUUUGCUCCAAUUACAUCGGUUGAUGUGGAGAGAUCUUUCUCGAUUUAUAAAAAUCUCUUGACGGACAAUCGGAGAUCAUUUAAACUCGAGAACAUAAAGAAACACCUCUUACUUCAGUGCAACACGGGUAAAAAAUAA
Molecule: messenger RNA, 1224 nt
Organism: Sipha flava (yellow sugarcane aphid)
Lineage: Eukaryota; Metazoa; Arthropoda; Insecta; Hemiptera; Aphididae
Exons: 1
Coding region: 487-1224 (245 amino acids)
Source: RefSeq, a predicted model, not a curated record